Molecule: messenger RNA, 4306 nt
Organism: Amphibalanus amphitrite
Lineage: Eukaryota; Metazoa; Arthropoda; Thecostraca; Balanomorpha; Balanidae
Product: GPI ethanolamine phosphate transferase 1-like
Exons: 17
Coding region: 185-3115 (976 amino acids)
Biological process (GO): GPI anchor biosynthetic process
Cellular component (GO): endoplasmic reticulum membrane
Molecular function (GO): mannose-ethanolamine phosphotransferase activity
Source: RefSeq, a predicted model, not a curated record
AAGGCACCUGACACAUUUACAACGCAGCCGAUUUUUUGCGAUUUGAUAUAUUGUAAUGGGCGGUAUGAGGAAUUUGAGAGGCAAAAUGCGUUUUUAUUAGUAGUGUUUCGCUUAAAAGAGUGAGUUUAGAGUCUUAUCUUAGGGCAUCUCCAGCCACCUGCAGAAGUUCGCUCCUGCCGGGACCAUGUCAUGGCGCCUGCUGCUGCCGCUCGGGCUGGUCACCCACCUGGUGUUCCUGGCCUCCAUAUUCGACAUCUACUUCACAUCACCCAUUGUGCACGGGAUGGCGCCCCAGAAGCCGCUGCAGCCGCCGCCGGCCGCCCGACUCGUGCUGAUCUCGGCUGACGGGCUGCGUGCCGACAAGUUCUACUCGCGAGGCGCCGACGGACGACCGCUGGCGCCAUUCCUCUGCCGGAUGGCUCGCACACGUGGCGUCUGGGGCGUGUCCCACACACGUGUACCCACCGAGUCCCGACCGGGACACGUGGCGCUCGUGGCCGGCGUGUACGAGGACCCCAGCGCCGUGACACGCGGCUGGCAAGAGAACCCCGUGCCGUUCGACACCGUCUUCAAUCAGAGCUCGCAUACCUGGGCGUGGGGCAGCCCGGACAUUGUGCCCAUGCUGGCCAAAGGCGCCACACCUGGACGGGUGGACACCUUCACAUACGACGCGCACGAGCAGGACUUUGCGCGCGGCCUGGCCUCCGAGCUGGACGGAUGGGUGUUUGAUCGUGUCUCCGAGUUUCUGAGGACGGCCGCCGGCCACCCGGCCACGGACGCGCGUCUUCGUCAGCAGGGGACAGUGCUGUUUCUGCACCUACUGGGACUGGACACCACGGGGCAUGGACAUAAACCGCAGUCCAGUCAGUACGCUGACAACAUUCGCUUCGUGGAUGCCGGACUAGAAAAGCUGAUCGGUGAGAUCGACAAAUACUUCAACGACAGCCGAACGCUGUUCGUGUUCUCGUCAGACCACGGAAUGACCGAUUGGGGUUCCCACGGCGCGGGCGACCCGUCAGAGACCCAGACCCCGCUGGUGGCCUGGGGGGCAGGUAUCCGUGGACCGCUGCCGGCACCGGACGGCGACCCGCCCCCGGACGCCAUCACCGCCGCCCUGUACGCGGGCCGCGCGGUCGAUCAGGGGAUGGCAGAGGAGGGAGAGAAGAGAGAGGAGGGGAGGGAGCUGCUGGAGCUCCGCAGGACUGACGUGGCUCAGGCGGACAUAGCGCCGCUGGUGACGGCGCUGCUCGGUCUCAACCUGCCCGUCAACUCGGUGGGCCGUCUGCCUCCCGACAUUCUGGGCGUACCACCCGACCAGCGGGCCGACCUUCUCUUCACCAACGCUCGCCAGCUGCUCUGUCAGUACGAGACACGCCGGCAGCAGCGGCGGGCCGCCACGGCCGCCGCGCUGUACUGGGAGCACGGCAGGCUGGCGCCGCACGCGCAGACGCAGAUGGUGAACAAGGUGCUGGACUACAUGCAGAAACGCGACUGGGAUAACGCGAUGUUUCUGAUUGGCGAGCUGAUGGACCUGGCGCUGGCCGGAAUGCACUACUACCACACGUACGACCGUCCGAUGCUGCAGACCGCUGUCACACUCUGCUACCUGGGAUGGAUGCUGCUGCUCGCAUCACAUCUGGUCAAGACGUCUGGCACCUCCGUGCCUGCCGAGGGCCCGUCGGCCGGCGGACCGGCCGCUCUGGCCGUUGGAGUGGUCGGUACCAGCGUGGCUGUCUUCCUUAUCGUCGCCAAGUCCCUGCCGGCCCACUACGCCGUCUACCUGCUGCUGCCGGUGCUACUGUGGUCGGUGCUCGCCUACGACGUUUCGGGGCUGUGGGCAGUGAGAGCCGCGGCUGGAGAUAGGGGCACCGUGCUGAGGCAUGGCGCGGUGCUGGUCGGCAUCGAGCUGCUGGUGGUGUCGUUUUUCCAGCGCUGGGUGCUCUCUGUACUUCUCCUGGCCCUGGCGCCCUGGCCGCUGACCCUGCCAAAGUACAGGAAGCGGCUCACGGUGCUGUGGGUGGGAUCGUCGGUACUUUUGGCGGGGUUCCCACUCAGUCCCGUCAUCACCCAUCAGGCUAACUAUCUGCUCGUGAAGGCGGCAGCCAUGUUCUCGGCCGGCGGAGUGGCGCUGGCCUCCCUGUCCGGUGAGCUGCGCCUGUUCCGACCGGUGGACCGCCUCCGUGAGCCGCGUCACUGUCGGCUGAUCCUGCUGGCGCAGGUGGCGUUCCUAGCGGCCGCCGCCGGAGCUACUCACGCCGUCCAGUCGGCUGUCGGGAGCCGCACCGCCGUGCCGGGAUUCGUACACGUGGCGUCCUGGGCCAUGCUGGCUCUGUCGUGGCUGCUGCCGUGUCUCAGCUCGGCGUGGCUGCUGAACCGUCUGCUGCACGUCACGGCUGCCCUGCUGGUCCCCUUCCUGCUGCUCAGUCUCGGCCGAGAGGCGCUCUUCCUGCCGCUGCUGGCGCUGCACCUCUACUCGUGGACACGGCUCGAGCAUACCGCCGAACAGAAACAGCUGGCGGAGCUGUCGUUUGACGACCCUCUGAGGAAAAACGAGGCCCGCCGGCCGGCCCAGUUCGGCGACACACGCAGGGCCUUCUUCUACUUGCUGUUCGUCAUGUUCGCGUUCUUCGGUAUCGGUAACAUCGCCAGCGUCAACUCGUUCGACCCGACGUGCGUCUACGCGUUUGUGACCGUGUUCAGCCCGUGGGUGAUGGGUGCGCUGCUGCUCACCAAAAUACUGGUGCCGUUCCUGCUAGUCUGCUGCUACGGAAGAGCCGUGGCUACUGUGACCAGGAUGUCGACCCAGCGUCUGUUCCUGACGGUGCUACUGAUGUCGGAUGUCAUGUCCGUCCACUUCUUCUUCCUCGUCACCGACGCUGGGUCGUGGCAGGACAUCGGCUUCUCCAUAUCACACCACGUGAUCGCCACAGGAACAUCGUGUUUCCUUCUGAUACUGCACGGCGCGGCGCGGGUGCUGACCAGUGCCACCUGGUGGUCGCCGGUGGAAUCUGUACUUACAGAGCGGCGCCGCAGUCGCGUGGACCGGCUGGGCGGCGGGGAGAUUGAAGUGUCUGUGGUGGGAGGGAGUGCCACGCAGGGGAUUAAACUCGAGUGAGCACUGAGGAGGCUGUGAGGACACGUCGGGCGGCGUUGCUGGACAGGGGGACAGUGAGGGAGAUUGAGGAAGUGUGCUAGGGUGUGAGCCGGGUGUGGGUGGCCGAGGAUUGAACGGGAGUGAGUAAAGGUAUGAGGUGUGUUGAGGAUGAGGGUGUGUGAGGGGAGUCACGAGUGGGUAUGAUGAACGCGGUUCAGGCGGUAGUAGCAUGGCCAGGUGUAUGGGGAUGAGUAUUGAAGAAUGGACGUAGCCUGGAUGGAGUUUGCAUGGUUUUUGUACCCUCUGCUGCUAUCUUUCACCGAGUAGUGGGACAUAUUUUACUCGGGGUGAGAUUAGGAACGUGGCUCAAGAAGUUACUGCUUUAAAGGCACCGGGCCAGAGGACCAAGACGUGCCCGGACAAAAGUGUUCAGUCUUGAGAAAGGAAAUGUGGAAGUGGCCCACUCCUUGUGCCAGUCCCACCGCACCCAUUUUACCUAUUGCAAUGCAACUAGGGUUGACCACAAUUUUACGUGAAUUCUGGUCACUGAGUUCGUCUCGACCGAGCUUGGUGUGCUAUGUGAUCGUCCAUUGUUAUGGCAUUGCUUGCCAUCUUAAGUGGCACGCAUGUCUCCAUGUGGUAGUGGCGACAGAUCUCUGGUUUACUGUGUGCCCCCAGACUUGGUGCCAUCACCGACGCAUGAGAUUCGAUUUUGCUUGCCAAUUACUCAGUGAUUGCGAUUUCCUUGCGUGUAUCUUUUCCAAUGCACCACAGCGUAUCACUAUCGAUUUUCUUUGACGACAGCUUCUGCAGUAUUUCCCAUCCCCAGAAGCAUAUCGCUCGCCAUUUUCUAAGUUGCCGCCAGGGUUACCAUGGGACUUUACCUGAUCGGGUGAUUAGGAGCCAAGGUUGCAGUGAGGCAGCGCAACUUUGCCUAUGUAUGUAGUAUGGGAUAUUCUCAACACCGCUACAGUCCGUGUCCUAGUCUGUGAUUGGAUGGUGGCCUUUGGUUGCCACCGGUUGUCAUGGCAACUGUGGCAGCACGAGCUUUCUGUGAUUGUUGACUUGUAGAGCAUGUAAAUCGCCAUUAAUGGCGUAAAACGGGAGAAUUGUACACAAAUUAUUAAUCCAAAGGGCAUUAUGUUCAUGUUAUGCGUUGAGUGGGCACUGUGAAAUGAUAGUCUCUCGUUAAUACAGAGUUGUGAGCUUUGA